AUGACUCGCCUGCCAAUCAUCCAUAACCUGCUGGCCACAAAUCUGGAUAUGGCAGAGAACAACAUCAGAAUCAUAGCUCCACAAGUUUUCUCUGGUGUACCGAACCUGGACACACUGGACCUGAGCAAAAACAAACUGGAUGAUGAGUCGUUCAGGCAAAGCCCCCUGUCUAACUUGACCUUUCUGAAGAAGCUGAACGUAGAUGGAAACCAACUCACCAGGAUCCCAGCGCUGCCGCCAUCUCUGGAGGAGCUCAAGAUGAACAACAACAAGCUCAGUACACUCAGCCCUAAUUGUUUUAAAGGUUUGAUGAACCUGUUGAAUCUGGAGCUGGAGGAGAAUACGCUCCAUGAGGGCAGUGUGUCACCGCUAGCCUUCAGACCACUAAAGAGACUUUUGAACCUCCAGUUGGACAACAACCGCUUCCGUUACCUCCCUCUGGGCCUUCCUCCCUCACUUCAGGAGCUGGAUAUGACUGAAAAUCUGAUUGAGGCGGUGACGGAGGAGGCACUGAGGGGCUGCGUCCAUUUGAGAGUGCUGGACCUGAGUCACAACCUGUUGCAUGAGCAAGGCAUCGCUACCCACGCCUGGACCCGUCUCAAGUGCCAGAGAGUGGGAGUGUUGAGGGUGGUGGACUCUGAGAAGAGAGGACUGUGUGUCCCUCUGCUCAUUAAUACCAUGUGGAGCUCUAAGGAGCGGUGGGCUGCUGAGCUUUCUGGCAAAGAUUUAGAAUACAAAUCAGAGGCUCACAACUGGUCCCUGGAGGCCUUGGACCUGUCCUAUAACAGAUUUACCUCUGUCCCAAUGAAUCUUCCUCGCCAUCUCCGUAAAUUGACCCUCCAACACAACAAAAUCAGUCACAUUGCUGCCUUUACGUUCCGUCACAUGCGGUCCAAUCUACAGUCCCUCCAUCUAUCCCACAAUGACUUGAGCAAUGAGGGUAUGGAACGAGUCUCUUUUGUUGGAACGUACCGCUCACUUGGAGAGCUCCUAUUGGACAACAAUCGUCUGGGGGAGAUCCCUCGCUGCGUUCGACAGUUUAAGAACCUGCAGGUGCUGCGACUGGACAACAACCAGAUCAGGCUGGUGAGGCAGUGGGGAGUGUGCCACCCUCGCAAUUCUGGCUCCACCUUGGCUUCGAUCCACUUGGAAAAUAAUCUGCUGGAGGUGGAGAGGAUUCCCCCAAAUGCCUUUUCCUGUCUCACUGAUGUUCAGGGACUGGUCCUUUAUCCACAACAGGGGCACUCAUAUGACCAAUAG
Perca flavescens (yellow perch) is the source of this 1260-nucleotide messenger RNA. RefSeq names its product extracellular matrix protein 2. Gene Ontology annotation, biological process: extracellular matrix organization; positive regulation of cell-substrate adhesion. Bases 1 to 1260 code for a protein of 419 amino acids. Gene Ontology annotation, cellular component: extracellular matrix. The record is from RefSeq and is a predicted model, not a curated record. Gene Ontology annotation, molecular function: collagen V binding; protein binding; heparin binding. NCBI's taxonomy places the organism in Eukaryota, Metazoa, Chordata, Actinopteri, Perciformes, Percidae. The transcript has 8 exons.